AUGGUAUUUUUGAUUAAAAUGAAAUUAAAAGAAGUGUUUGGAGUUCAGUUCAGGUGUAUCGACAUCGUGGAGGCCCUCGCCAGCCAGCUGCAGCAAACGGAAACUCCGGAAGUUCUCACUUUUAAAAAAGUCAAAAAACAAAAAAAAGAAAACAAAAACGGCGCCCCCAAACGCCCCUACAACAAAAGACGCAAGUGCGAAACGCAGGAAGGCAGCAGCAGCAGCAGCAGCAGCAGCAAAAGCAGCAGCAGCAAAGGCAGCAGCAGCAGAAGCAACAGCGGCAACAGCAACGGCAGCAGCAGCAGCAGCAGCGGGAGCAGCAGCGCCAACAACAGCAACACCAACAGCACCGACACCAACAGCAACAGCAGCGACGGCAGCAGCAGCAACAGCAGCAACAGCAACAGCAACAGCAACAGCAGCAACACCAACAGCAGCGAUGGCGACAGCAGCAACAGCAACAGCAGCGGCAGUAACAGCAAUAGCAGUGACGGCAGCAGCAACAGCAACAGCAGCAACACCAACAGCAGCGAUGGCGACAGCAGCAACAGCAACAGCAGUAACAGCAAUAGCAGCGACGGCAGCAGCAACAGCAAUAGCAGCAACAGCAGCAGCAGCAACAGCAGCAAUAGCAGCAGCAGCAACAGCAGCAGCACCAACAGCUGCAGCAGCAAUGGCAACAGCAGCGACGGCAGCAGCAGCAACAGCAGCAGCGACGGCAGCAGCCGCAACAGCAGCAGCGUUGGCAGCAGCAGCAACAGCAGCAGCGUUGGCAGCAGCAGCAGCGACGGCAGCAGCAGCAGCAGCAGCAGCAGCAGCGGGGGAGAAAAAGAAGCAAAAGACCUUCUGGAAGUAGAAAAGGAAUAA
Messenger RNA from Eimeria necatrix, 867 nucleotides. RefSeq lists its product as hypothetical. The transcript has a single exon. The coding region runs from base 1 to 867 and encodes 288 amino acids. The record is from RefSeq and is a predicted model, not a curated record. Lineage: Eukaryota; Apicomplexa; Conoidasida; Eucoccidiorida; Eimeriidae.